AUGAAACUAGUACAAGUUCAAGUUUUUUUCCGUCAUGGUGCGAGAACACCUUUGUUCCAUGUGAAGUCCACCGUUGUUCCCGAGGCUAUGUGGACUUCAGAUAUAUCUACUGACUUACCACAUACCGUUUACCCCUAUCGUCUUGUUGAUAUUUCCACGCAAAAGCAAGUCCAACUUACUUCAGAUUACCUAGACAGAUUGUAUGUCUUGCCUGGUGGUAAUAGAGUUGGUGAGUUAACCAAAGGUGGUCAGGAAGACGCUUAUAACCUGGGAAUUCGUCUCAGGAGGCAGUACAUGGAAGAGCAUACUUUUUUGACACAAAAGUUUCUACCAUCGCAAUUUUAUAUGAGAACAACCUUUAUUUCGAGAACUAUUAAGUCUCUUCGUUGCCUUAUCGCGGGUUUAGCUGGCAGUAAUUUUGAUUCUUUGAUUGUUCUUCCUACUUUUGAAUGUGAGAAGUUGAAUAAGGAAAUUUUAUUUCCAAAUCUCAAUACUUGUGAGAUUAUUCCGAAGUUGUUCAAAGAAGGGAUUGCUGAAUGUUCUAAAUCAAAAGCUCAUGAAGAAGUGAAGGCCACUUUACGAAGGAUUUUGGGCGUUGAACGGCUUUUGGAUUGUGUUGAACAGCGGUCUACGAGUUGUGAUUGUCCAAUUUAUUUUGUAAGAGAUGACUACUUAGCUCGCAAGCAAGCCGGCUUUCCAAUUCCUUCAGAAUUGGAUAAAAUUCUACCACAGUUGGACAAUUUAGCUGCGCAAGAAUUAUUACACGAACUUUUGGGUCAAAGAAAAGAUUGGGAGAAAAAUGUUCAUAUUGUGUUCGGUGAUUUAUUCUCGCUGAUUCUUUCCAAUAUGAUAAACUACGAAAAAUUACCUCAGUUCCAUCUGUAUUCAUGUCAUGAUUCUUCACUGAUGUUAUUAUUAUUUGGUUUGAGUGUAUAUGAUGGAUCUUGGCCACCAUUUUCAGCUGAUUUAAUAUUUGAGUUAUACACAACUGAAUCGUCGACAUUGCAGUUAUCAAAGACAUCACCUAUCUUGCGUCCUGGUGAUGCUUCACUAGCGUCAAUAGAUCAUAUAUCUCCUGAAAAUUGGAAUAAUUUAUGGUUUCGCUUAUUGUAUCUUGGUAAACCAAUUCCAUUGAAAUCACUAUGGAAUUUAUCUUAUCCUAAUGAUUAUAAUAUGAUGAGCGAUAACUCACUGGUUCCAUUGAAAGCAUUGCAUGAAUACCUUGAAAAAGCUAAAAAAGCCAGUUAAAAUUGCCAAAAAUGGUGAUCAUAUGUUGUGUUUUGUUUGUUUUAUCUAUACUCUGACAGCCUACAACUCAUGUUAGCACAACUGUGAAUUCAUUUAAUAAUAGUAUUACCUGAAACACUGUUAAACACUGAACAUUUCAUUUACGCAUUACAAGAUAGUAGUGGUGGUGACGACAGUAAUUGAAUGAAUUCAAAGAGAAUAUUUCUAAAUUUUCUUUUGACUUUUACCGCGUAUAUCGAGAAAGCGCGUAUGCUUUCUAAUGUGUAUGCCUGUUUGCUUUAAAAUUAUCAUCAUGAAUAUUGAUGUACUGUAUUAUUUUAUUACACAUCAUUCAAGAUGUGCUUGCAUACGCAAAAAUUAAUCUUUGUCUUAUGUGUGUUAUAGAGUACUUUAUAGAUUGGAAGAUUUUAAUUAUCACAUUUACAUGAAACUUUAAAAUAAGCAAUACAUUUGACAAUAUUUUAUACAUAAACAUUAGAACAACAUGCGUAACACGUUCAUUUUAGUUCGGGUUUUUCUUUCAUCUAAAAAUGUUUUCAUUUUUGAAACUCACCAUUAGUUAGUUAGUUGAUAACUUGUAUUCACGUGCUCACGUGUGUUACUCAUAUUUUGUGUUUUGAUUUCACUGUCCCUUAUUUUACUUACAACCACUUUUCUUAUGCCUCUGUAAAUGUGGAUGUAAAUAUCAUCCAUAUAUUAUACAGAUCAACCCUUAGAUAUUGCAGUGUUUUUAAAAAGUACUUGGCAAAACCGAAGAACUUACCAAAUGUAUGAAUAAUACACAUGUCAUUUUGACCCCUAAAACAUAGUAGAAGAAAAAUACACAUAAGUGUUUAUUUUUAACUAACCUCUUCAAAUUAUGGCUA
Messenger RNA from Trichobilharzia szidati, 2114 nucleotides. The record is from the annotation of a GenBank genome assembly. NCBI's taxonomy places the organism in Eukaryota, Metazoa, Platyhelminthes, Trematoda, Strigeidida, Schistosomatidae.